Messenger RNA from Paramecium sonneborni, 1166 nucleotides. NCBI's taxonomy places the organism in Eukaryota, Ciliophora, Oligohymenophorea, Peniculida, Parameciidae. The record is from the annotation of a GenBank genome assembly.
UUUAAGAAUAUGAGAUUAAGUAUAAUAAGUGCUAUGUUUUCUUCGUCCCAAUCUUAAGUGUUAAUAAAUAGAGUGGGAUCAGCAUUGAAUAUAAAAUUGAAUAGACCAAAUUAAUUGAAUGCUUUAAACUUACCUAUGAUUGCUGAAUUGAAUUAAAUUUUAGAUAAUGCAAAUUCAGCUACUUGCAUAAUUUUAAGUGGAGAAGGAGGCAAAGCAUUUUGUGCUGGUGGUGAUAUAAAGACAUUAUAUUUUGCAAAAACAUAGCCUUCAGAAUAAAACCCUCCGAGUGCAUUAAAAUAGUUCUUUUUUGAUGAAUAUAAAUUGGAUUAUAGAUUGGCAACAUUAAAACCAGUUCUAAUAGCAUUAAUGGAUGGAAUAGUAAUGGGAGGAGGAGUAGGCAUGUCAAUUCAUGCACCUGUAAGAAUUGCAACUGAAAAGAGUGUAUUUGCUAUGCCUGAAGCUAAAUUGGGAUUGUUUACAGAUGUAGGAGGAGGAUACUUUCUAUCUAGAUUACCACAUAGAUUAGGUUAUUAUUUAGGUUUGAGUGGAUUUAGAUUGAAAGGUGCUGAUUUAGUUCAUGCUGGUUUAGCUGAUUACUAUGUUUAAUCAUCUGAAUUGUAAAAUUUGAUUUCUAAGAUUGGAACUGUAUAAAGUCAGAACUUAAAUGAUGUAAAGAAUAUUGUUAAACAAUUUUAACCAAAUCAAGUAUAAUAAAAUAUAAAAAUUCUUUAUAGAUACCUGAUUUUACUAUUAAAUAACAAUUAUCAAAUAUUGAGCCUGGAUAUUCAGGUGAAACUUUAGAAUAGAUAUUUAACAAUCUUUAGAAUCAUCAAAAUUAAAAGUUUGGAUAAGAUAAUUUAAAGAUUUUGAAAGAACAAUGUCCCCUCUCAUUAAGAAUCAUAUUUGAAUAAAUCAAGAGAGGUUAAAAACUUGAUCUUAGAGAAAAUUUAAAAAUGGAUUAUCGUAUAGUAAGAAGGUAAACUAAAUAUUAAAAAUAUUAAAGGAUUAUGUAAGGAUCUGACUUUUUUGAAGGAGUGAAAUAGGUGUUAGUUGACAAAAAUCAUGUGCCAACAUGGUAAUUUAAGGAUGCUUUAUCCAUUCCUUAAUCUGAAGUUGAUAAAUAUUUCGCAGUCCUCUAAAAUGAAGAAGAAUUAGAUAUUUGAGAU